AUGGCAUCCCUAAAUCCCGAAGUAGACGGUCACACGUACAAAAGACAAAAAACAGAUGAUUUGACAUCUUCAGAUCCCAAAGUAGCUAGACGAGCCAAGUUCGAAGCUGUAUUUGAUGUUAUUGCUAAAGAAUUAUUGGAUUACGUGAAAGGUGAGGGUAUGCCCAAAGACGCUGUUGAAUGGUAUGAAAAGGUACUCUACCACAACACACCUGGAGGUAAACUCAACCGAGGAAUGUCAGUGGUAGAUACCGUUGAAAUCCUUAAAGGUAGACCACUUGAAGACGAGGAAUACACGAAAGCUGCUAUUUUGGGUUGGUGCGUCGAACUUCUUCAAGCAUAUUUCCUUGUUGCGGAUGAUAUCAUGGAUCAAAGCGUUACUAGAAGAGGUCAACCCUGUUGGUACAAGAUGCCAAAUGUCGGAAAUAUCGCUAUUAAUGACGCUUUCAUGCUCGAAGCUGCUAUCUACCACUUGCUGAAAAAGCAUUUCAGAAGUGAGAAAUACUAUGUUGAUCUUAUUGAGAUUUUCUUGGAGACCACUUUCCAAACCGAACUCGGUCAAUUGGUUGAUCUCAUUACUGCUCCUGAAGAUAGUGUAGACUUGAACAAAUUCUCCCUCGAAAAGCAUCACCUCAUCGUAGUUUACAAAACUGCUUUCUAUUCUUUCUAUCUCCCCGUCGCUCUUGCCAUGCACAUGACCGGUAUUGUAGACAAAUCAGCUUACAACCUCGCAUUGAAAAUCCUUCUUCCACUUGGAGAAUAUUUCCAAGUUCAAGACGAUUAUUUAGAUUGUUAUGGUAAACCUGAACACAUCGGUAAAAUAGGUACCGAUAUUCUGGAUAACAAAUGUUCAUGGAACGUCAACACCGCUUUGAGAUUCGCUACUGAAGAGCAAAGGAAAGUUCUCGAUGAGAACUACGGCCAAAAGAACUCUGAAUCAGAAGCUAAAGUAAAAGAAAUCUUCUCUCAAUCACCAAUCUCAAUUCCUGAAAAAUUCGAAGCAUACGAAAAAGAAUCAUAUGAAAAAAUUAACGGGCUCAUCGAAAGUGUAGAUGAAGAAGGCACAGGAUUGAAGAAAGAAGUAUUCAGAAGUUUCUUGGCUAAAGUUUACAAGAGGUCCAAGUAG
Kwoniella shivajii is the source of this 1125-nucleotide messenger RNA. RefSeq lists its product as uncharacterized. Gene Ontology annotation, molecular function: dimethylallyltranstransferase activity; (2E,6E)-farnesyl diphosphate synthase activity. Gene Ontology annotation, cellular component: cytoplasm. Gene Ontology annotation, biological process: trans, trans-farnesyl diphosphate biosynthetic process. The transcript has 9 exons. Bases 1 to 1125 code for a protein of 374 amino acids. Lineage: Eukaryota; Fungi; Basidiomycota; Tremellomycetes; Tremellales; Cryptococcaceae. The record is from RefSeq and is a predicted model, not a curated record.